Messenger RNA from Necator americanus (New World hookworm), 1725 nucleotides. RefSeq lists its product as uncharacterized. Gene Ontology annotation, molecular function: ATP binding; protein kinase activity. Lineage: Eukaryota; Metazoa; Nematoda; Chromadorea; Rhabditida; Ancylostomatidae. Bases 1 to 1725 code for a protein of 574 amino acids. The record is from RefSeq and is a predicted model, not a curated record. The transcript has 11 exons. Gene Ontology annotation, biological process: protein phosphorylation.
AUGGAUAUUGAUCUUCCGCAGCGUCAAACGCUCACUAUACGAAUGCUGGAAGUUGCUACGGCAUGGAUAAUAGCAUGCGCUGUGCACUCUCCACGUUGGUCAACGCGAACAUUUCCGGCAUCUGAAAAUAUUCGCCACGUGGAAUCCAGAAAUUCCCUGGAGAAGCAUUACGAAAUCGGCUCCGUGAUUGGACGAGGAAAUUUCUCACGCGUGUUCUUUGCUCUGAGACGGAAAGACGAGAAAAAAUGUGCGCUAAAAGAAGUAAUCAAACAACAACUACGCGGCAAAUGGUUCUUCAUCGAGAAUGAGGUCGAAAUUUUGCAAAUGUGUUCGCAUCCGAAUAUUUGUCGGAUCGUUGACGCGUUCAAGACGAACAGCAAGUACCUGUUGGUGUUCGAAUAUGCACAGAAUGGUGAUCUUUUCGAGUUGAUCCGUCGGGAUGGAAAGUUGGACGAAUGUGACGCAGCCGCAUACACUAAUCAGACAGCUUCAGCACUUGCUUAUCUUCAUGGACGAAAAAUCGUACAUCGUGAUGUGAAGGCAGAAAAUCUUCUACUUUACAAUAAUAAACAGGUUCGUCUUUGCGAUUUUGGCCUCGCAUGCACUAUUCUUGGCCCACUGUACAGAGUAUGCGGCACACCAAGCUAUUGUGCUCCGGAAGUACUGAAAGAAACAGGCUACGGUACCGCGGUGGAUGUGUGGUCAUUGGGUGUGAUGCUGCACAUAAUGCUCGUCGGUUUUGCCCCGUUCCGAGCCAGUGAACGCAGUCGGCUCUUCCGCCUGAUCACACAGGGUCGGCUGCACUUUGACUUGCCCGAGUGGAGGGAGGUGUCCACAAGCGGAAUAUCAAAGACAGCCACGCUGCAUUUCUUCUUGGCUCCACCACCCAAGUACACCUACAGCGAUUCGCCGGCUCUCGGUCAAAAAUCCACAGCAAAAGCAGCUGAAGCGAACGCGGACAGAGAUCUAAGAUCAGCAAUUUUGUCAACAUUGACGGAAAAUGGAAUACCGACCGACUCGGCCUCAUUGAGUUAUGAGUUCGUAGCUCCAAAACUCCUCUUAGCCGAAGGCAGCCAUUGUCAGAAAGGUGGCACUUACGUUGUUUACCAUGGAACAGUUAUGUACAAAUGUGUGGAGGAGGUGAUUGUAGCGAAAGCUCGAGGAAAACGAGAAGAUCCCUUAGAUCCAGAUGCAACAACAACAACAGAGGAAGCAGCAACGGGUGAGACCACAACAACAGCAGCAGCAACCACAGCAGCAGCGACAACAACAACAGCGGCAGCCACAACAGCAGCAGCAACAACAACAACAGCAGCAACAACAACAACAGCAGCAGCAACAACAGCAGCAGCAACAACAACAGCAGCCAGAACAACAGCAGCAGCAACUCCAACAGCAGCAGCAACAACAACAGCAGCAGCAACAACAACAGCAGCAACAACUACGACAACAACGAAAGAGAAAACAACAAGACCCGCUGCAGAAACUACCACCGACGCCGAGACGACACCGGAAUCAGAAUCGACCACGGAAACUACUACUAUGGAACCCGUUCCUGAUACCGAAAUAAGAUCCGAGCAAUAUGAAAUUUCCGGCUCGGUGGUGGUGGAAACACCACAGCCAAUUUUCGAAAGUCAAUGGAAUACGUUGGCUGAACAGAUCCAGAGGAAACUUCGAAAAUACCAUGUGCUUUUUACAGAAGAUAUCCAAGUCGAACUUGUCUAG